Molecule: messenger RNA, 2463 nt
Organism: Saccostrea cuccullata (small rock oyster)
Lineage: Eukaryota; Metazoa; Mollusca; Bivalvia; Ostreida; Ostreidae
Product: cell death abnormality protein 1-like
Exons: 4
Coding region: 69-641 (190 amino acids)
Source: RefSeq, a predicted model, not a curated record
ACGGCUGUCUUUCCUGUAAACCUGAAUUUUAUGGGAGUUCCUGUGCGUUCUCUUGUCCUCCACAAUGUAUGACCUGUAAUGCUACAGAUUACUGUACCUCCUGUAGAGAGGGCUGGUCAGGCAGGAUAUGUCAAUGUAAUGUAAACUGUAAGGACGAAUGUGGAGAAAAUGGAAAGUGUACCAACGGAUGUAAAGGUUCAUUUUAUGGUGAUUACUGUAAUAUAUCCUGUCCCAUAGAAAACUGUCAAAUAUGUGAUCAAAAGUUUGCGAAUUGUACAAAGUGUAAGGAAGGACUUUAUGGAACCCAUUGUGACAUGGAAUGUAGUAUAACCUGUGUUGGACCAGUUUGUGAUAUGGGUGGUGAAUGUCUUCAAGGCUGUCAAGAAGGCUUUACAGGAGAAUAUUGUUGGAAUAGGAUCACACAAUCAACUGAUGACACUCAAACAAAACCCUAUAUAAUUGCUGUUUCCGUCCUUGGAGUUCUUCUUGUAAUCACGUUUGCUGUCCUGCUUUUUAUAUUCCUGGUAAAACGAAGAAGAGACCGAGAAAGAAGAGUAAAGGAGACCUAUGAGAGUGUUCAAGUCACAUUCCAAGAAACAGACCACCAAUACGAAAGCGUUAACAGAGAACUUGCUCAUUAGUCCCUUACUAAUGAAACCGGAGAUCGAUCACGGCACCUUCCGUGUGCUCCUUGUCAUGAUUGGGAAAUAAAGGAAAACUCCGUUGAUAAUUCAGUGUAUAUAAUGACCUAACAAUUAGCAUGAAAAACGUCAGUCAGCAUUUGACUUGAAGAGUUUGUAUUUGUUGACAAGACCAUUGUAUCAACCGUAGAACUUACGAAAUGCUGAAUUCAAACGAGACUGCAGAUAUUCUUGUUUCCGGAAUUUGUCUUUUAAUAAUUUACCUCGUUUUAGAAAUUGUUCAUUUGUAAAUUAUGUUCUUGCGUAUCGAAUUGUCUGCGAGAUAUUAACUCCGGAUGCAGUUGAUGAAGGUUUAUUGCUGCAUAAAAAUGCAUAAAUUCAGAUAUAUGUAACUGGCAUAAUACAAGUACAGUACGGGUUUUGAAGCAAAAAUGGGAUUCUUCGGGUGACAGUCGUCAGUUCAUCAGCGUUGUCUUGGCCGAUUUUGACCUUUUUUUUUUUUUUUUUUUUUUUUUGUCGGCCGACCAAUUUUGUGUCCAAGUUAUAAUUUUUCAUGCGUCGGUGGCCGAUUUCUUCAACUGCAGUUAUCCGUCAACCAACUUUCGAUCAUCUUCCGGCCAUCGGCGGUCAGUUUAUUAAGUCGGUCGUCCGUCAUUGGACAAUAAGGGUGUUGAAAAUUUUGGUCGACGGUUAAAAUCAAACUGUAGCUCAGAGCUCGAUGAUCGGGCGACGAUUGGCCGACUUGUGAAUAUUUAACCUAUUAAGGAUACAUAACACAAACAAAAUUUUGAUGCAUGGAUUGAUAUAAAUUUUUUGAACGGAAAUAACAAAGAAUUAAUCCGUAAGAUAUAAAGAAAUCUUAAGUACUCUUUGCUGCUAAGAUAUGCACCAUUUGUCGUUUUUAUGCAAUUCCAUACACAUUUUGCACACAUUUUCAACAUUGAGUCACAAUUUUAUAAGAUUCUGCCACUUUACCUUACAAACAUUACUCACGUCACCUAUUUGAAUAUAGAUCUAUGAAAAAAUAUUGCUGAUUUCUAAAGAAAAAAGAUUUUUUGUGUUAUUUAUUUAAGUCAUCGGUGUCCCUAGGAGAUAAUGUGACUGCUCCGUGUUGCCCGAUACUUUGUAGACCGAUCCUGUUUUUUCAGCCGACAAGACCAGAAAAAUUUAGUCGCCCGACCAUUGGCUUAAAUGUGACCUAGGCAUAAAGCAGAGAUGACGAUUUUGGACUACAGAAGUCUACCACCUUGAAAAUCAUUCAAAGAAUUAUUAAUUCAUUGCAAUGUAAGGAAAGAUCACCAAAAAGCACUAUGCGUUUUUUUUUUUUUUUUUUUUUUUUUUUUUUUGCUUGGGUAACUUUGUAGUUGUGAUAAAAGCUAUUUGUGGUACCCACAUGCACAUUCUAAUUUCAUAUAGUGAAAAAUAAGUACCGGUAAAUUUGUAAACUGAAAAGAUUCCAUUACAUCAAUUUGCAGAUUGUUUCUAAAACUAAUCAGAGAAUAUCAGAUAUUGUAUCCACUUGGCAAGGUGUAACACAUCAUUCUAGAAUGUCGUCGCUUCCAGGCGACCAUUAAUAUCCAUACGCAAAUUGAUAAUUGGCACUAUUUCUGAACCCAUCAGAUAGGCAGCAAAGACAGUAUAAAAGUCUUAAAUUAUGUAGAUUACUGUUUAAAAUUGUUUAUUAUUAUUAUUUUUAUUAUUAAUCCUUUUGUAAAAUUUUAACAUUCUUUUUAAUAAUCAUUUUCACAAUACACGUAGGCUAGUUAUUUUCAAAACGAUUUAAAAUAUGACGUCAAUUCAUUUUUGUGCGUAGUUUGGCAAA